UAGAAGAGAUGAAGCGAGAACUUGGCACCGAAGAAGAUCCUACUAUGGACAAGGAGAAGCUGAAGAAGAUGAAAGGAGACUUAGAAGAAGAGGAGGAGGAGCGUCAGGAGACGGGCUUCGUUCAUCUGAAUGGGGAUCUUCUUUUCGAAGUUCUCAAGCACGUCGACGCACGCUCACUAGCCUCUGCGGCCUGCGUUAACAAACAAUGGAACAAGACUGCGCGGGACGAGAGGUUAUGGGAGAUGAUCUGCACUCGUCACUGGGCCAACACUGGUUGCGGCCCUGAACGAUUCCGCUCUGUCGUUCUAGCUCUCGGUGGUUUCCGUGGACUCCAUUCCCAAUGCCUCAUGCCCCUUCUUAAACCCCCUUCGUUACAUUCGCCCUCGCCUUUGUUCACUUCUUCAUCUUCUUCUUCUUCUUCUUCUUCUUCGUCAUCGUUGUCUUUCCUCCCUGCGUUUCCUUCGCCGGUUCUUCCAUCAAAGUCACCAAUCCCUUGGGGGAAAGACGAGGUUCAACUCUCCCUCUCUCUCCUCUCCAUUCGCUAUUUCGAGAAGAUGAAUAAACGCAAAGGAGACCCAUGGACUUAA
Molecule: messenger RNA, 587 nt
Organism: Telopea speciosissima
Lineage: Eukaryota; Viridiplantae; Streptophyta; Magnoliopsida; Proteales; Proteaceae
Product: F-box protein GID2-like
Exons: 1
Coding region: 9-587 (192 amino acids)
Biological process (GO): gibberellic acid mediated signaling pathway; regulation of gibberellic acid mediated signaling pathway
Cellular component (GO): SCF ubiquitin ligase complex
Molecular function (GO): protein binding
Source: RefSeq, a predicted model, not a curated record